UUUCCCUUCAACCAGUACAACUUAUUUUAACUUUUUCACACAGGAGUGGAAAACUAUUGGGACAGGAAAGGCCGUUGUGUGCGCUAAAGCAAAAAUUUAACUUUUUCGACAAACGAGGCCUGUUGGGGUAAAAGUAGUCCCGGCGGGGGGUUAUGACCCCGGGCGUCAGCAUCCGGCGCGCAGUUCAGUUUGGCGGUUUCGGGUCUGCAGUUAAACUAACCAAGGGCGUGAUGUGGCCGCGAAUGAACCGAGCUGCUGAGGAGUUCUACGCUCGUCUCCUGCAGGAAUUUAAUGAGGAGAAGAAAGGAAUCUGUAAAGACCCAUUUAUCUAUGAGGCUGAUGUCCAAGUACAGCUGAUCAGCAAAGGGCAACCAAACCCUUUGAAAAAUAUUCUCAAUGAAAAUGACAGAGUGUUCAUCGUGGAAAAAGUGCCUUUAGAAAAGGAAGAAGCAAGUCACACUGAAGAACUACAAUCUGAAGAAACUGCUAUUUCUGAUUUCUCUACUGGUGAAAAUGUAGGACCAUUUGCUUUACCAGUUGGGAGAGCCAGACGGUUAAUUGGACUUUAUACCAUGGCGCACAAUCCUAAUAUGACCCAUUUGAAGAUGAAUCAACCAGUCACUGCCCUUCCUCCCCUUUGGAUAAGAUGUGACAGUUCAGAUCCUGAAGGUACCUGUUGGCUGGGAGCUGAGCUUCUCACAACCAAUAACAGCGUUACAGGAGUUGUCUUGUAUGUGGUCAGCUGUAAAGCUGAUAAAAAUUAUUCUGUCAAUCUUGAAGACCUAAAAAAUUCACACAAGAAAAGACAUCACUUGUCUACUGUGACAGCCAGGGGCUUUGCACAGUAUGAGCUCUUUAAGUCCACUGCCUUGGAUGACACAGUUGCCACAUCCCAAACUACCAUCACGUUGGACAUUUCCUGGAGUCCUGUGGACGAGAUUCUCCAGAUCCCUCCACUUUCUUCAACGGCAGCUCUGAACAUCAAGGUGGAAUCCGGAGAGCCCAGAGGUCCUCUGAAUCAUCUUCACAGAGAACUGAAAUUCCUCCUUGUUUUGGCUGAUGGUUUGAGGACUGGUGUAACUGAAUGGCCUGAGCCCCUGGAAACAAAAUCUGCUUUUGAACUUGUGCAGGAAUUUCUAAAUGACUUAAAUAAGCUGGAUGGACUUGGUGAUUCUACAAAAAAAGACACAGAGGCAGUGAAGCACGACUCCGCAGCGGUUGAUCGGUCCAUGGAGUGUCUUCUCACAGUGCGGGGUGACCUGGAUUUUGCUGAGCAGCUGUGGUGUAAAAUGAGCAGUAGUGUGAUUUCAUAUCAAGACCUGGUGAAGUGUUUCACUUUGAUCAUCCAGAGCCUGCAGCGCGGUGACAUACAGCCAUGGCUUCAUAGUGGGAGUAACAGCUUGCUAAGUAAGCUCAUUCAUCAGUCUUACCAUGGACCCAUGGACGUGGUUCCUCUCAGUGGGACUGUUCCAGUUCAGAUGGUUUUGGAAAUUGGUUUGGAUAAACUGAAGAAAGACUACAUCAGUUUUUUCAUAGGUCAGGAACUUGCAUCUUUGAAUCAUUUGGAAUAUUUCAUUUCUCCAUCGGUAGAUAUACAAGAACAAGUUUAUCGUGUCCAAAAACUCCACCACAUUCUUGCAAUAGUAGUCAGUUGCAGGCUUUUCAUCAAACCUCAACACGAGCUCCUCUUUUCCUUAACGCAAUCCUGCAUAAAAUAUUACAAACAAAAUCCUCUUGAUGAGCAACACGUUUUUCAGCUGCCAGUCAGACCAACUGCUGUAAAAAACUUAUAUCAAAGUGAGAAGCCACAGAAAUGGAGAGUGGAGAUAAAUAGCGGUCAGAAGAAGGUGAAAACAGUUUGGCAACUGAGUGACAGCCCACCUGUAGACCAUCUCAGUUUUCACAAACCCGAUUUUUCUGAGUUAACAUUGAACAGUAGCCUGGAAGAAAGAAUAUUCUUUACUAACAUGGUCACCUGCAGCCAGGUGCAUUUCAAGUGACGUGUGCUGCUGGGGUCCACUCUAAGCACAAGCCCUCCUCCCCCCGCCAAAAAAAAAAAAAAGGUAAUUAUCACAGAACCUGAAAACAGAGAUGCAUGUAAA
Molecule: messenger RNA, 2102 nt
Organism: Camelus dromedarius (Arabian camel)
Lineage: Eukaryota; Metazoa; Chordata; Mammalia; Artiodactyla; Camelidae
Gene: ZWILCH
Product: zwilch kinetochore protein
Exons: 19
Coding region: 153-2000 (615 amino acids)
Biological process (GO): protein localization to kinetochore; mitotic spindle assembly checkpoint signaling
Cellular component (GO): RZZ complex
Source: RefSeq, a predicted model, not a curated record